ACAUCACUGAUAUUCAGUCAGGCGCCUUCUCGAACAGCCCUCUGGCUUUCUGUCCAUGCAGGACCCCACAGUCCACCAUGGCGGCGCCCAGUGCGACUUUAAACUGUGAGGACUUUUCAAUGUUCCAGGAGGUGCUGAAGGUGAUGCGCACCAUGGACGACCGCAUCAUCCACGGACUGAACACCACCGUGCCCACAGUUUCCUUCUCAGGCAAAGUUGAUGCCACGCAAACAUGCAAACAACUGUAUGAAUCUAUGAUGGAGGCCCAUCUGAGCAGAGACCAAGCUAUCAAGGGCUGUAUAGCCAAAACAUCUGCGGUGGUGGGACAGCUGCGUGAGGAAAGGGCAAAAGACGGCGAGAACCUGGCAGUCCUCAAACAACUCAGGAAGGAGCAGACCAAACUAAAGAUGAUGCAGUCAGAGCUGAAUGUUGAAGAAGUUAUCAAUGAUCAAAGUCUGAAGGUUUUCGGUGACCGGUGCAGGAUCCACUACACGCCUCCGAAGGUGAAAUGAAGCUCUGAGUGAGAUCAGCUGCUUCCCUGGACGUUCAAACCCAGACUGGAGCUGAGACUGUGACUCCAGCCCGCAGGCGCUUCACCAGACAGACCUCUCUGACCUCUCUUCCAACACACUUAGAGUAUAUUCCUCUGUGAUUAUUGUUAUUGCAUUACCAUCGCUGUAAAACUGUCCCCUGUGUGCUUCUUUAAUGAGAAUCUGUGUACAAAAGGAGUUUUUUUUAAAUGACAGAGAAAUGUUGGCUGUCUGAUUGAUUCCGUCUUUUCUGCAUCAUAAGGAAAAUGAGUUGUACAGAUUAAGCCUCGCUGUCGAAUGCCAAUGUGCAGGAAGGUGGUUUGUUGUGCCACCGUUUCAGUUCAGACAACAGACUGUUCAGAAGAGGGACGAACCGUCUCCACUUCUUCCAAAAUAUCUCGGAUAUGGGUGCUGCCGUCUUGUGCCUUGGACGUCAUCUGGAGCCGCAGUCUGCGCAGUUCUGAUCAUUUUGUGGAGCUGCGAUUUCAAGGUCCAUUCACAAGACAGUCUGAGCUGUCAAUGAUGUUGUUUAACUCUGUUUUUAUAGCAUCAAAUAACUAAUUAAAACCAAAUUUAAUAGAAAA
Messenger RNA from Limanda limanda (common dab), 1114 nucleotides. It is a transcript of the gene mix23, whose product is annotated as mitochondrial matrix import factor 23. The record is from RefSeq and is a predicted model, not a curated record. The transcript is spliced from 5 exons. Gene Ontology annotation, cellular component: mitochondrial intermembrane space; mitochondrion. Lineage: Eukaryota; Metazoa; Chordata; Actinopteri; Pleuronectiformes; Pleuronectidae. Bases 78 to 512 code for a protein of 144 amino acids.